UUUAAGAAAACAUUGAGUGAAUGGAGUGUAAUUUGUAUACAUCAGAUAGUUACAUAUUACAGAAUUUCAUGUUAAUAUAAUCAGAUAAUAGUCUCUCAGUAAUUCAGGCCACUGUAUGCAGAUUAUAUUAUUACUAAGCAUAACCAAAAACACCAUCACAUUUUCUUUUAGCCAAACAAAGGUGUCUUAAAUUCAGUUUAUGCUUAUACGUGCCCACGCCGUAGCCUGACGUGCACCUCUCCAAGUAUGUAACAACGCGGACCUUAUGUAGACUGCAAGCGCUGGGAUUAGUCCGUUUGAACCCCUACCUCAUGUCAAAAAACUUUGCGAUAGAGUCAUGUUUACUCAAACGCAUUUCCAAAUGAAUUAUCUAACUAAAAUAUUUGAGCUUAUGUAUUAACUCUUUCCCAGGCAGCCUUUUAAAAAAAAGUUGCCAGCCUGCAGCAGUGUUUUUUAACAUUUUCACCAAUGGCCAUUUUUAAUGGCUCACAGUACAUUUUCUGUAAAGAAUAUAUGGACAAACAAUAUGUUCAAUGAAAGAACAGAGUCUCUGCUAUUACACAAAAGAAACCGUAUUCUUCUAUCUUCAUAUUUUCUUUUUUUAUCACUCCUUAGAUGGGGGAAGGUUUCUUCAAAAAUGCAUCACUUUGAUUAAACAGCUGAGAUAAUUAAAGUUUUUUGUAAAAGAUUCCGCCCAUAUUACACUCAGAGCUAUAAUUUAAAACCUAUAAGAAAUAUACAUUCUUGGUUCUGGGAUUCUGUACUUUUUUCCAAAGGUGUGUAACAGCACCACCAGCUUUACAACAGUACAAACACUGACUGCCGAAAAAACUCGUCUCUGGCAGGGAACCUUUUUUUUUAUGUCGAGAUAACUCGUCAAUGGCGGUGAAAGAGUUAAACAUCUCAAAUCAGCAACACAAGUGACUGUUUACUUGCCGCUUUCACUGCUAAUGCAUCACAAAUGAGCUGCUCCUCUUCGGCUCUUGUCUUGGUUACACAAGCAACACAAAUGUUGCUAAAUGAAUAGGCUGAUUUUCGAACUGUUUCGGUGUUGACAUUACCUUGGACAGGAAAUCUGGGUUUGGCCAGAACACGGCCUGACUGUCCUCUGGCCCAGAUCUGAGACAAUGUGGGCUCACUGACAAUGCAUGUAGCUCACCAACUCUUCUGGUUGAUGUUAUUGCCAAAUGAAGGCAGGUGUCUUCAUAGAAAGGCUCCUAAUUUCAGCUUGAUCCAAUGGUUCAUCGGGGACUAAGCGUAGACAAUCCAGCACCACUCGUAAGUCCCACUGGGUACAGGUUAGCCAUGCUGGGGGCUUAAGACGCCUAGCCCCUUUAAGAUAAACGAGCACUCACCUAUCUGCACCCACUGACCCUUGGCCCAUAGGAUCCCGAUAGGCUGACAGGGCUGACGUGAACACUCUAAGGGUAGCUGGAGAGCGACCUGCAUGCAAUAAAUGCUGCAAAAAAUGUAGUAUCCCACUAACAGGACAAUGCACCAGACUGAUAGCCUGCUUCUCACACCAGGAAACGAAUAGGUUCCACUUGCUAGCAUAGGUGUAACGUGUUGGAGCGGCACUAGCACUUAAGACAGUGUUCCUAACACCGAUUGAACAUUGAGAGAGCGUCCUCUCAACCCCAGGGGCUAAGCGAGGCCAUAGUGCCCUACCCAUCUGCGACAGCAAAUCCCAGCGAAGAGGGAGUGGCUGAGGUGGGCCGGUCGUCAGAGUCGACAGAAGACUGAACCAAGGCAUCCCCGGGCCAGCAGAGGCCCACUAGGAUUAGCCUGCACCGUGUCUCCUGUACUCGCCUGAACACUGACCAAAGGAGUGGGGUAGGGGGAAGGGGGUAGAGAAGGACAAAUCGGUGGGACAGAGCAUCCUGGCCUAGUGAGCACUGCUCUUUUUGCGCCGAGAACCCCAGCCAGCAAUGUUUCAACACCCUGCUGGCAAUGAGAUAUACGGCAGCUGUCCCAUAGCUUUCCCAUAGUGAACCCACAACUCCCUCGUGUAAACGCCACUCCCCGAGCCUCAACACUGAGCGGGAGAGUGAAUUGUUGCAAUGUCCGGGAAAAUGUGCUGCCCUGACUGACAGGAAAUGCUUGCUCUCCCAUGUCAGGAGCAGCUCUAUCACUCUGAGACUAGGUUGCAACCUCGUGCCUCCCUGGUGGUUUGUUAGGAAUACCACUGUGGUAUUGUCCGUCUUCAAUAGGAUAUCAGGCCCUACAAGUUUGUGCGCAAAAUGUUUCAGAGUUAAAAAGACUGCCCAAAGCUCCAGAAUAUCGCUAUGCAACUCCCGGAGGGGGUUCCUUGGGUUCCAGUUGCCCUGUAAACCACGAUGUUGCCAAAGUCCUCCCCACCCACUGAGGGAAGCAUCUGUGGUUAUCACCUCCCUGCGUGCUGGGGGUGGCCCAAUCGGAACACCUCUCUGAAGGAACGUCUUGUUUACUUAUGUAACCUCAGUUCCCUUUCUGUCGGCCCCUCGACGUUGUGUCGAGAACGACAGAUGGGUUUCGCCCUUGAGAACCAAUCAACUCUGACUACUAUAGAGAAGGCCAAUGAAAUUUGGCGAUUGAAAUUUGCAUGCCGGGCUCCGCCCCCGGAUAUCCGGUAUAAAAGGAAGCCAGCGUGCAGCAUUCAUUUACCUCUUGUUCUGAAGAGCCUGAGAGCCUCUCACGACUGCAGCAGAAAACAAUACGUGUUCGUGGCAUAAGGGACACAACGUCUCGUUCCCUCCAUCAGGGAACUGAGGUUACAUACCUAACCAAGACGUUCCCUUUCUGUCGCUCUCUCGACAUUGUGUCGAGAACGACAGAUGGGGUUGCUUAUGGGAAAUGGCACAACGCUGUAUCGCGUCACAAUCUCUAGCGAAGCGAUGGUAACAAGCCUGGGCGUGUCAGCUCGAUGCUUUCGCGAAACUGUAACCUUCCAGUGUGGUGGUCGGGGGUUCCAGAGCUUUCUUGGAGAAAGAUGGGUACAGCCCUGACCGAUAACCUUUCACGGACGGGGUCUUAGCUCUCUACUGGCGAGAGGCCGUCCGGCUCGGGUUUACACCGAGUAAGCACCACUUCCUUAAUCAGGAAUGCGCUGCAGUGGCCACCUCCUACCCGCGGGGAGGAAUAUGGUGGAUAUAGGUAUGGUCUCGUCCUUGAAGGAGAACGCAUGAAACGUGCGAACUGAGGAGUUAACCGUGAGAUGGAGGGCCACCUGGGGAAGCUCAUGGGCUACCAGGAGUGGGAACCAUUCUCAUGAGGAUACAUCAGAUGGAUCAGCCCACGGAGGGGGUGUUACAGACGUCUGGUAGCACUAGGUCCGGUUAGAGUUAUCUGUGAUAGCUCACAUGGUAUCCCGGCCUAAGGGGGAAGGCUGCUCUGCCCAGCCAGCCCCCAGGGGGUGCUUGUUUGGUGAUGGAUGGAAUGCCUAUUCUUAACCAGAGUCUGGGUAAGAAGGGAGGUUGGUGAGGUACCAGUUUCUUAGCCAUGUGUUUGGGUAAGAAGAAAAGGUAGAUAGCACACUGACCUAACCUGUUAGAGGGUGGAAAGGUGCUUUCGCAGGCAUACACCCCCCCGAAUGCCAGUCCUAAAUGUCGCCACGCAGGACGUGGGCUGACACCGGGUUUACGCGAAGGUUGUUAACCCAUGCGAAGGUGUUUGGGCGUAGCCCAACCCGCAGCUCUACAGAUGUCUGCUAGAGAGGCGCUUCUGCCAGUUUCCAGGAGGUGGCUAAACUCCGUGUGGAGUGAGCCCUCACUACCAAUGGGCAUGGGAGAUCCUGAGAUCGGAAUGUCGUCGUUACGGCGUCCACGACCCAGUGCGACAGCCUCUGUUUGGAGACAGCCUUCCCCUUCUGCUGUCCUCCAACAGACACGGAGCUGGUCAGAGCUUCAGAGCUCUGCGUGCGGUCCAGCAUGUACUGGACACAACACUGAUCGGGUUGGGUCUUCCUCCCCUAUGGGGAGCGCCUGCAAGUUCACCACUUGGCCCCCGGAGGGAGUAGUAGGAACUUGUUGGGCACGCAUCCGGGCCUGGGUCUCGGAUCCAGGAACACGGAGGAUGCUCGGUGGUCCCCUACCCUCUUGAAGGAAGUGAGCGCCGUGUAAGAGGCGUGUAAUGUCCUAGUAGAUGGGGCCUAGCCUGGGUGAUGGUCUCUGAAAUAGAAGGGGAAUAGCCAUCUCAGGAUCUUCUCGUCCCGUCUAGAGACCAGACAUGGGUGUUCCAGAGGUCUGAUCUGGAAUGCCAGAACUUGUCCCUCCCCUGAUAGAGCAGGUCCUCUGUCAGGGGAAUGGUUCAGGGGGAGUCGCUGUCCAGAGCAUCAGCUCUGAAGCCAAGUGUGGUUAGACCGGUGUGGUGUAACCAAUAACACUUGGUGCUCCUGCUCCCUGACCUUGCACAGUGUCUGUGCAAGGAGGCUCCUGGGGGGGGGGGAGGUGUGCUUCCGCCCAUCCCGUGGUCAGCUGUGCGCAAGGAUAUCCGUGCCAAAGGCAGGGAAUAUCAAGCGGGCAAAUGGUGGUGUUACGGGAGGCGAACAGGUUUACCUGGGCCUACCUGAACAGCCUCCAAAUGAGCUGGACUGCACAGGGAUGGAGUCUGCACUUUCCACGAGGCAUAAACUGGCGAGAAAGCACGGCGGCCCUCUAGUUCAGUUUGCCCGGGGUGUGUGUGGCCCGCAGGGAACGGGUCACCUGUUGACUCCACAGGAGGAGGCGUCGAGCAAGUUGUGUUAGCUGCUGUUAGCGAAUGCCACCCUGACGAUCUGUGUACGCCGCCACCUUAGUCGCCCAUAGAGCGCUGUCAGUGGCGGCACGGAGAUCCUGCAUUAUACCUGGGUCGGCCUUACCCCCGUGGAGCUCUCUCAACGCCCUGGCCUGGCGGACCUGCAGGAUGGCCAUGGCACCAGUGAUGCUUUGGACGGUAGGCGUGGCUGAUUCCCCCCAGGUGGCAGCUGCCUGCGGCACAGGUGUACCGUAGGCGCACUUUUCAGCCGGGGGAUCUCGAUGUAGACUUUGGCUGCCCCACCAACGAGGGAAGUAAGGGAGCCGGAGCUGGUUUCUCUGGAGCGGGCCGUCAACGGAGCGCUCAAAGUUUUACACAGCUCCUCAUGCACCUCUGGGAAAAAAAUGGCAAGCGGGGUGGAGAGCCAACCUCAGGAACAGUGUUGGGCUCCAGCAGUCUGCGUGCCUGUACUUGGCACUGAUGAGUCACGUGAUAGCGGACUACAGAACACAACUGGGCAAGAGAGGAGCUAUAUGUGCAAAACUAGCAAGAAUGACAACAUUUAAUGAUCCCCAAAUGCACAGAAGCAUGGAUGAUCAUCCUAGGAUUGCGACACGUCAUGAUGCUUUACUCAUAAGUAAAGGUCCUCCAGUACUUUACCAUCUGAACACAGAGAGAAAAUACAUUGAUGGGACUGAUGAAAAGGUCAGAUGGUGGACAUAUGGACGAAGAGACAGAAACAAGCAAAACAAAGUCAUACUGAUGGUGGGAGAAACCGCCGCUGAGAAAACAACCAUGAUCAACACCAUGAUCAACUAUUUACUGGGAGUGAAGUUUGAGGAUGAAGAGUUUUACCAAAUCACAGAUGAAGAAGAAAAACAUGAAGAUCAAACACAAUCCCAAACAUCUGACAUCACUGUUUAUGAGGUGUUUGUUAAAGAGAACCCAACAGCUCUGACCAUCAUUGACAUUCCAGGAUACGGAGACACUGAAGGAUACGAGAAAGACAUAAAGAUGACUCAUUAUCUGUUCAAAUUGUUAUUUGAUGAGAAAGGGAUUCAUUAUAUUGAUGCAGUGUGUUUUGUGAUGAAGGCGUCACAGAAUCGUCUCUCUGGAAAAGAGCUUUACAUAUUCCACUCAACUCUGUCUCUGUUUGGUAAAGAUAUAGAGAACAACAUCGUGUUUCUACUCACACAGGCAGCUGGAGGACCUCCAACAGACGCUCUUAAUGCCAUUAAAACAGCAGAUAUACCCUGUAGAAGAGAUGAAGGCAAUGAACCUGUGCACUUCUUAUUCAAUAACCAGCAGAAAGCGAAAAGAGAGAAGCGGUAUGAGCGAGGUUUGAAAGUGUCCUGGGAAAAGGAAGAUAAAAGCAUGACUGAGUUCUUCACAUUCCUGGAAGAACAGAACAGAAAAAGUGUUCCGAUGACAUUAGAAGUUCUGAAAGAGCGAGGGCGACUUGAGGCCUGUUUCUCUAGUCUGGUGGAUCGAAUCUCUGAGAAGGAGGAAAAAACUGAAGAACGGAAACAGAUCCAGGAAGCUCUCAGACUGAACAGAGACAAGAUUGAGAAAUGUGAAAACUUUAAAUUUACAGUCCACAAAGAUGAAAAAAAACAAGUCUUAACUAAAAAUGUUAAUGUGAAAUAUUUAAUUUGCAACGACAAGGCCACCUGCUGCUCUGUCUGUAAAGAAACCUGUCAUGAUGAACAGGCCUGCUGGUGGGCACCAGAUCCCUCAAAAUGUGAAAUCAUGAUAGAUGGACACUGCACUGUGUGUACAGGGAAGUGUCAUCAGGAUAAACAUGUCAAAGAGAACAAGAAAUAUGUGACAGUCAAAAGUGAAGUCACGAUGACAUUUGAUGAGCUCAAACAGGAGUAUGAAAACACUGAUGAAAAGACUGUAACUGACUUUGAUAAAAAUAAAUAUGAAAACACAAAAAAGACACAUGAAAGUGAUGUGAAAGAGUCUGAGAAUAUAACAGCAAUAGAAAGAAAACUUGUCAAUGAUCUAGAGAAGAUUCAAAAUGAAAAGUCCAAACUGCUGGAUGAAGCUUAUGUGGCCAUCAUGAGUCUGAGUAAGAUUGCAUUAAAAGCAGACAGCGCUUUCACUCUUCAACAUCUGGACUUCUUGAUUCCCAGACUGAAGGAGGAGGGAAAAGAGGAAUGGGUAAAAGACCUGGAAGAUCUGAAGAAAACUGGAGAAGAGAAGAAGAACAAGGGAGCUGUUCAGUAUCUUAUGGCUUUUGGACAACAAAAUUGGAACGCAUUACUUCAAAAGUGAAUAAAAUGGAAAAAAGAAACAAGAAAACCAGGGCAUCUUCCGAUCAUUAGUUUUUUAAUUUCUUAUUGAAAUCAGAAAGAAUUCUUCACAAAACAAAAAAGGAUUUAGCUAGAUAUAUCAUUUUUAUAUUCACGGGUGGAAAAUAAAGAAACGGCUUAAAUAUUAGAAACAUGAUGCAGGCAGGAAUUAAAGUCAUCUUUCCGUCCCCUUGUAAACUAAUCCUUACCGCUGCUUCAGAUUCCUGAUGUAAUUAUUGCAACUACUGAACAUUUACUGUCUUUCUCAUCACACAGCCAGACUAAUGAAUGACUCGACACAAGCGGAAUUCACUGAGGCAGAGUCUAGACACAGAUUUAUUCUGUUUAGGCCUAAAUUGAGCCACCUACAUGUGACAUAUUAGUUUAUGUCAUAAGAUGAUAUUCAAUUUUCAAAAAUGUAUAUGAUGUGAAUAUGCAAACAGAAUUCAAAAAACAAAAGUGGUGUCACAAAAAUUGAAUGCAAUACGAAACAGUAAUCUGGAGAUAAGAUCUCAAAGUAAACAUAGUCAAUGUCUUUGUGUAUCAAAAAUAGUUGUGUAGUGGAUCAACGUAUUAAUAGUUAGUAACGUGUAUGUAAACAUAGUCAAUGUCUUUGUGUAUCAAAAAUAGUUGUGUAGUGGAUCAACGUAUUAAUAGUUAGUAACGUGUAUGUAAACAUAGUCAAUGUCUUUGUGUAUCAAAAAUAGUUGUGUAGUGGAUCAACGUAUUAAUAGUUAGUAACGUGUAUGUCAACAUAGUCAAUGUCUUCGUGUAUCAAAAAAUAGUUGUGUAGUGGAUCAACGUAUUAAUAGUUAGUAACAUGUAUGUCAACAUAUUCAAUGGCUUUGUGUAUCAAAAAAUAGUUGUGUAGUGGAUCAACGUAUUAAUAGUUAGUAACGUGUAUGUCAACAUAGUCAUUGUCUUUGUGUAUCAAAAAAUAGUUGUGUAGUGGAUCAACGUAUUAAUAGUUAGUAACAUGUAUGUCAACAUAUUCAAUGGCUUUGUGUAUCAAAAAAUAGUUGUGUUGUGCAUCAACGUAUUAAUAAUUGGUAACGUGUAUGUUAACAUAGUCAAUGUCUUUGUGUAUCAAAAAAUAGUUGUGUAGUGGAUCAACGUAUUAAUAGUUAGUAACGUGUAUGUAAACAUAGUCAAUGGGCCCUAUCUUGCACCCAGCGCAAUUGACUUUGUACACCGACGCAUGUGUCAUUCCUAUUUUGCACCCGCGCAAAGCGUAACUGUUGCAUCUACACAGAUGCAACAGUUAUUUUUGCAAAUCAUAAAUUGUUACACUAAAAAAAUAUUAUGACAUGAGAUGACGGAAAUUAUUGUAGUGUGCCACGAAGAUGUGAAAAAAUGGCGCAUUAGACCAGGGGCUCAUCUCCUGUUUCCAAAAUGCAUCACAAACUGCUUGAGAAAGCUGUUCUACAAUGAUAAUUGGUGAUGAAAAUAAAUUAUGUUCAAUAAGAUGUACUUGUGUUUACUUCCGCAUUAGCUAAGGGAUGAUUUGCGUUUAGGUGGUACUUGAGACUGGAAGAGCUCCUAUAGUACAUUUACAUUUAGUCAUUUAGCAGACGCUUUUAUCCAAAGCAACUUACAAAGAGUGAGGGAGCAACAAGCGAUGUGUCAUACAGGAGCCAUAAUACAUUAGGUGCCAAUACAAAGUUACUGGUUUCAACUAAAGCUAGACCACUACCUGUUGAGAGAAAGUGUUUUUUUUUAAACCAAUUACGCAUUGCACAAGGUGCAAACAACCUUAGUCUUGUCGAUGUUUCCAUUGGGAAGCUUCUUAAAAAUUAAUAUUCCCUGAAGCAAACCCGGCGGCUUCAUAGCUGCAUCCAUGUUAGCACGUCACGUUUGAUGCGGUAAUUUCACAGUAACGUUAUAUUGUGUUCAGACCAAACGCCAAUGGCGUGUCAAGCGCGAGUGAUUUAUGUGUUAAUGCAAAGAGGCGACAGACCUACUUGCGGCGCGAAUCGCGCGAAUGAAGCCCUGGUUAUGAGAGGAUGAGGCGGCGAGAAUGACGCGAAUCACGCGAGUUGAAAAAUCUCGUUCUCGCCCCCUACAGUGCAGUUAAGCUGGUAAACAUCCGCGCUAAAAUAUCACGGUGAAAGAGACCCAGCUCCCAACCCAACUUUGAGAAUAGAUUAACGGCGACAUUUUUUUAUCGCGCGAUAAGAGUCUCUUAACGGCCCACCACUACAAAUUAUUCAGGCAAAUUGUAGUAAUUAAGGAUCAGACCUGUUUGCCCAAUAGUGGCAAUAAGACAUAUACGUAUAUAAGGACAUCUGACAAAUUGGUUUGUUCGUCAAGAACCAGGAAAAAAAAUCGACUGAAAAACUGAAAAAACUGAAAGACUGAAAAAAAAAGACUGUGAAAUCACCUUUACCAUAAUGUAAGUACAUUAAAAAUCUUAGUCUUCAACUUACCAGUUAAGUUGAGCGUGCGCCUGGUAAAUACGCCAUAAUAAUAGCAAUUCAUAAUGGAACUUGCGCACCUGCUUUUAAAGGGAAUGUUGGAUGACUCUCUGAUUGGUUUAUUUCACGUUAUGCCCAAACCACACCUAUGAAUAAUGAAGCUACUUCAGACCAACCCAUUUUAGAUUUGCGCCGGUGUUGUGCCGAAAAAUGCACCCCUGCCAGAUUAAGCACCCCCUUCUAACACACGCUGUCUGAUUGGCUAAUUCUAACCACUCCCCUCCCCACACCUAAUCCUAACCCCUCCCCUAACACCUAAUCCUCACCCUAACCAAUGUGGGGAUGAGGGGGUGCAUAAUCUGGCAGGGGUGCAUUUUUCAGCAUAACACCGGGCGCAAGAGCCAUUUAUCCCGCCGGGAAAAUAACAACAGCGCCGAGACCCGCCCACAAAGUUACUUGCACUUCACGCUUUGACACUUGCGUUUCAGAUCAUUAAAAUAGGGCUCAAUGUCUUUGUGUAUCAAAAAUAGUUGUGUAGUGGAUCGACGUAUUAAUAGUUAGUAACGUGUAUGUAAACAUAGUCAAUGUCCUUGUGUAUCAGAAAAUAGUUGUGUAGUGGAUCAACGUAUUAAUAGUUAGUAGCCUAACGUGUAUGUAAACAUAGUCAAUGUCUUUGUGUAUCAAAAAAUAGUUGUGUAGUGGAUCAACGUAUUAAUAGUUAGUAACGUGUAUGUAAACAUAGUCAAUGUCUUUGUGUAUCAAAAAAUAGUUGUGUAGUGGAUCAACGUAUUAAUAGUUAGUAACGUGUAUGUUAACAUAGUCAAUGUCUUUGUGUAUCAAAAAAUAGUUGUGUAGUGGAUCAACGUAUUAAUAGUUAGUAACGUGUAUGUCAACAUAGUCAAUGUCUUUGUGUAUCAAAAAAUAGUUGUGUAGUGGAUCAACGUAUUAAUAGUUAGUAACGUGUAUGUAAACAUAGUCAAUGUCUUUGUGUAUCAAAAAAUAGUUGUGUAGUGGAUCAACGUAUUAAUAGUUAGUAACGUGUAUGUCACGUGUUUGUGUAUCAAAUAUAUUAAUCUAACAAUGUAUUAAUAAAAGCAGAAUAGUAAAAUUGUAGCAUGUUGAACAUGUGAAGCACAUUAUAAAUUACUUUUAAUUGUCUAAAGGAGACAUCACCUAAAAUGAUUAAAAUAAAACUUUAUUAGCUGAAUGUCAAUGACAUUUUCUGAUCUUCAUGUAUAAAUGACCAUAUCUCAUAAAGGGGUUGAAUUAUUGUGACUGAAAACCAGUUCUCAGUUUUUUUCCUCAAAAUGUUAAAUGUUUGAACAGUAGGGUUGGGGGCGGUUUCCCGGACAGGGAUUAGAUUAAGCCAGGACAUGUCCUACCCUGCCUUCAUGUGCUCUCAGAAAUUUGAUCUUUUCCAGGAUCAUCAUUCCCAUGAUUCCCAGCUGGUUGUGUUCACGUGCUUUGUUCUUUGAAUGAAAGAACCAGAUUAAUAUCUGCGUGUGUUUUGAGAAAAUGUUACAUAGCAAUAGUUUUCCUCCAUACAUCCUACUGUAUAGUUUUACAACACUUGCUGACACUUCUGGAAUGUUGGUGAAACACAGACUAUUUUCACUCUGUGCUUCAAAUGAUUAAUCUUUUGUAAACAUUCAUAAUUUAACAACAAGUCGAGACAAUGCAGAUGUUGCAGAAAAUCUAGUAUCACAGCAGAAAUCCUUCUUCAUCCGCCAUGUGAGGCCCGGAUCUCAGGAUACAUAAGAAACUUGUAUUUUCCGAUAAUUCUGUGAGCGUGUGAAGGCAGCAUUUGGUAACUUAGGGCAUUUAAGUGUUUUUACCAAACAUGCCUUACAAAAAAACAUCAAUAUGCAUUUUGAGACAAAACAAAGACCAUGUUCUGUUUUAAGAUGUGUCGGUGCAAGCUGUGUUUAGGUUAGACAGCUCUUACAUUUACUUUCAAUGUUACAAACCACCCAAAUAUGUUUCCACUUCAUUUGUUCUGGUCUGGUGUUUAUAAGGGAAAGGGGGAAAACAUUCAUUGGAAUUCUUUAGAGAGAAGACCCCCAAACAAAGCAUGUCAGUGUCUUGAGUUCUUUUCAUUCACACAACUGCUCGCUGAUAUACAUCUGAUGUUAUGAAAUAAUCAUGUUCUAUUUGGCUUAUAUUUGUGUAAAUGGCCUGAUAUUUUUAAUCUGACAAAUAAAAUGUUCUGACACUGUCAAAUAUUAA
Molecule: messenger RNA, 11647 nt
Organism: Triplophysa dalaica
Lineage: Eukaryota; Metazoa; Chordata; Actinopteri; Cypriniformes; Nemacheilidae
Exons: 4
Coding region: 5191-6990 (599 amino acids)
Source: RefSeq, a predicted model, not a curated record